Cynocephalus volans (Philippine flying lemur) is the source of this 3793-nucleotide messenger RNA. RefSeq names its product chondroitin sulfate N-acetylgalactosaminyltransferase 1 (gene CSGALNACT1). The transcript has 11 exons. The coding region runs from base 607 to 2160 and encodes 517 amino acids. Gene Ontology annotation, molecular function: glucuronosyl-N-acetylgalactosaminyl-proteoglycan 4-beta-N-acetylgalactosaminyltransferase activity. Gene Ontology annotation, cellular component: Golgi cisterna membrane. NCBI's taxonomy places the organism in Eukaryota, Metazoa, Chordata, Mammalia, Dermoptera, Cynocephalidae. The record is from RefSeq and is a predicted model, not a curated record.
CUGAGGGCUUUAAAAGGAGAACAGUGAGACUCUCUGCCUCUCUGUGCUCCUCCUUUCUGCCAUGUGAGACCCCUGGGUCACUGUCGCCAUCACCAACACCCUCAUGAGAUGUGUUCCCUGGACUUUGGACUUCCCAGCCUCUGAGACUAGUCCCGAAGAGACAGAAAGGAUUCACUGGAGAAUAGACGGUCAUGAUACUCCUCUUUACUGAUUCCUUUCCAUUUCAAGGAGAGAAGCCAAAGUAGCCCAGGAAUGAUGUAACAUGCUCCGUUCUAACCUUCUUGGCUUAUAUUUCCAGGUUCUUAGUGCCAGUCAAAUGAAGAUAAAAGCAGUAAUGAUGCCACCCAUGGUCCCCUCCACACCAGGAAGGCGAUGAUGGGCAUGAAGGUGCAAAGUCUGAGGCGUCCCUCAACGCAUCGCUUCUGCCCGGACGAUCACCCUUUCCAAGUGGGACAGCGGUUCCGCGAGGAGGUCGACUCCCGGGGGCAGGACGCGUUCUCGAAGGAAAUGGAUGCGGUCGGCUCGGGGGCCCCCCGACGCGCGCUUCCCGGGGUCUAGUCCCGGAGCCUCCGCGGGGCUGGCCGCAUGGCUGAGUCCUGAGUGAGAAUGGUGCGACGGGGGCUGCUGGCGUGGGUGUCGCGCGUGGGGGGGCUGCUGGUGCUGCUGUGCUGUGCCGUGUCGGUGCUCUACAUGCUGGCCUGCACCCCGAGGGGCGACCAGGAGCAGCGGGGGCUGCCGCGGGCCCACGGCCCUACGGGCAAGGACGGCUUCCAGGCCGCGCUGCAGGAGCGGGAGGAGCAGCACCGCGACUACGUGAGCAGCCUGAAGCGGCAGAUCGCGCAGCUCCAGGAGGAGCUGCAGGAGAGGGGCGAGCAGCUACGGGGCGACCGCGACCCCCCGGCCAGGAGCCAGGCCGACCUGCUGGCCUUCCUGCGCGCACAGGUGGACAGGGCGGAGGUGCACGCCGGGGCCAAGCUGGCCACCGAGUACGCGGCCGUGCCCUUCGACAGCUUCACCCUGCACAAGGUGUACCAGCUGGAGACCGGCCUGACCCGCCACCCCGAGGAGAAGCCGGUGAGGAAGGACAAGCGGGACGAGCUGGUGGAAGCCGUCGAGUCGGCCUUGGAGGCCCUGAACAGCCCUGCGGAGAGCGGCCCCCAUCAGCGCCCUUACACGGCCUCGGACUUCAUAGAAGGGAUCUACCGAACAGAAAAGGAUAAAGGCACUUUGUAUGAGCUCACCUUCAAAGGAGACCACAAGCACGAGUUCAAACGACUUGUCUUGUUUCGACCGUUUGGCCCUAUCAUGAAAGUGAAAAAAGAAAAACUCAACAUGGCCCACACGCUUAUCAACGUUAUCGUGCCACUAGCAAAGAGGGUGGACAAGUUUCGGCAGUUCAUGCAGAAUUUCAGAGAGAUGUGCAUCCAACAGGACGGGAGGAUUCAUCUCACUGUUGUUUACUUUGGGAAAGAAGAAAUGAAUGAAGUCAAAGGAAUACUUGAAAACACUUCCAGAGCUGCCAACUUCAGGAACUUCACCUUCAUCCAACUGAAUGGAGAGUUCUCUCGGGGAAAGGGACUUGAUGUCGGAGCCCGGUUCUGGAAGGGAAGCAACGUCCUCCUCUUUUUCUGUGACGUUGACAUCUACUUCACCUCUGAGUUCCUCAAUACGUGUAGGCUAAACACACAGCCAGGGAAGAAAGUAUUUUAUCCAGUCCUUUUCAGCCAGUACAAUCCCGGCAUAAUAUACGGCCACCAUGAUGCAGUCCCGCCUUUAGAACAGCAGCUGGUCAUAAAGAAGGAGACUGGAUUUUGGAGAGACUUUGGAUUUGGGAUGACAUGUCAGUAUCGGUCAGACUUCAUCAAUAUAGGUGGGUUUGAUUUGGACAUCAAGGGCUGGGGCGGGGAGGACGUGCACCUCUACCGCAAGUAUCUCCACAGCAACCUCAUAGUGGUGCGGACGCCCGUGCGGGGACUCUUCCACCUCUGGCACGAGAAGCGCUGUGUGGACGAGCUGACCCCGGAGCAGUACAAGAUGUGCAUGCAGUCCAAGGCCAUGAAUGAGGCAUCCCACGGGCAGCUGGGGAUGCUGGUCUUCAGGCACGAGAUAGAGGCUCACCUUCGCAAACAGAAACAGAAGACGAAUAGCAAAAAAACAUGAACUCCCAGGGAUGGAUUUAGGGAGACACUGAAUAUUUUUUCCUUUUGCAAUUACUGAAAAAGUGGCUGCAAUGAGGAAAAGACUUCCAUAAAGAGUGAAAGAAAGAAUUUGACUGAUUACUAACGGACAGAGGAAAGAGCCUCCAAUUUCUCUUUGUCUACAUAGCUUAUGGAACAGAAAUGAAAAUCUCCACUUUGUCUCCAAAAGUAGCCCAGAUGCACCCUGUACAGUGUCUGACAAAGACAGAAUGAUUGUAAGAUUAUAAGCCUCAUGGCGUGGAGGUUUUGAUUGUGUUUACAACAAAAUGAGAUCUAUUGUUUCCUAUGCUCGUUGAAAUAUUCAUGAAUUGAGACCAGUUUUGUAAAAAGUUUAUUAGAAUGAAAAGCACAUUUCUCCCCAUAUGAAUGAUUCUGUCAGUAGGGCUCUAGUUCCUAGGAAUGCUAAAACAUCAGAAGGCAGGAGAGGGGAAUAUGUGAAAUGCAGAGACGCUCUCAUCAUGAUCCUUGUGAGCACAUUAAGCAAAACCAAGCAGACCAGAAAAGGAAAAAAAACAGCCAUAAAUAUUGUAUCAAUUUCCCCCAAGAUUAACCAAAAAUAAUCUCAUCUUUUUGGUUGUCAUUUUAGCCAUCUCCAUUUGUUUAUUUUAUUUAAAAAUGCACUUUUACUUUGCUUGUGAGUUAUAUUCUGCUUAUUUAAUUACUAAUUUGCAAGCCUUACUAAGAGAGCACAAGUUAGCAUAAUUUUUAUAGUUUUAAGAAGAUGCUUCUGGAUGCAUUAUGAGAACUUUCAGUUCAGAGCAUCGAAUUGAUGCCAUAUCCAAGGACAUGCCAAGUGCUGACCCUAUCGGGCACGGAAUGUCGAUGACAGAACUUUACACAUGUGGAAGGCAUGGUUUGCGGCUGCUGAUAGAGACAUAUAGACACUUUAUCUGAAGAGUAUUUCUGAAGAGGAGCAUCUGAACACUGGAGGGAAAGAAAAAGAUACUUUUCACCUUAACAGAAAAGGAAACUCAUUCAGACUGGUGAUAGCUUGAUACAUGUAAAAGUCAGAAAACACAUUUUCUCCUCUGGAGAAAUGAGGACCACUUUUUCUUACUUGUUUAAAUAAACCAAAGUAUACUGUGUGAACCAAACAAUCUCUUUUCAAAGCAGGGUGCUCUUCCUGGCUUCUGAUUUCCAUAAGAAGAAAUGCAGAAAAAUAUAUUUUGUGAAAGAUCAAUCCAUCUGCCAGACUAGUGGGAUGGAAGUUUUUGCUAUGUGAUCACCCACCCAAGGCUAGGUGGAUAUAACUUAAUUAUUUUUAAAAUUAAGCAGUUCUACUUAAUCACCAAUAAAGUUGCAGUUUAUUACAGUUUCGAACUAUUUUUUAAAAAAUAAAGACAGUUAACAUUGAGUGGUUUCUACAUUCAUGACAAAAUUAUUUAUUAUCCAGCACCACCAGAUGCAUGAGCUAAUUAUUUCUAUGAUUCCUUGCCUUCUGUUUGCCCACAGUAAACUCAUUGUUUAAAAGCUUCAAGAAAUUCAAGCUGUUGUGGGGGUUUUUUUGUUUGUUUUUGUUUUUAAUGCAUUGUAUUGAUCUGUACUGGUAGUUCAUAAAAUUUUAUUAAAACACAGGACAUGAAUGGAAGGUGGUA